This is a messenger RNA of Grus americana (Whooping crane), 4238 nucleotides long. It is a transcript of the gene MSI2, whose product is annotated as musashi RNA binding protein 2. Lineage: Eukaryota; Metazoa; Chordata; Aves; Gruiformes; Gruidae. Gene Ontology annotation, molecular function: RNA binding. The transcript has 14 exons. Bases 213 to 1298 code for a protein of 361 amino acids. Gene Ontology annotation, cellular component: cytoplasm. The record is from RefSeq and is a predicted model, not a curated record.
GCCUCUCCAGUGAGAUCCUCCGGUAGCGGAGGGAGGAGGAGGAGGAGGAGGAGGAGGGGGGAAGGGAGAAAAAAAAAAAAAAAAAGGGGGAAAAGCAACCGGAGAGAACAGAGCUGUAACCGGGCCGGGGGGGGCGGGUUGGGCGGGCGGGGGGGGUUCUCUCAGGGGUUCUUGCUCGGCGCGGCGCGGAUCGCUGCGGGCUCCGCGCGGCCAUGGAGGCGGACGGGAGCCAGGCUACCUCGGGGAGCCCCGGCGAGGCGCAGCACGACCCCGGCAAGAUGUUCAUCGGCGGCCUCAGCUGGCAAACCUCACCAGACAGCCUUAGAGACUAUUUUAGCAAAUUCGGAGAAAUUAGAGAGUGUAUGGUCAUGCGGGACCCCACCACCAAGCGCUCCAGAGGCUUCGGGUUCGUUACGUUCGCGGAUCCGGCGAGUGUAGACAAAGUCCUGGCUCAGCCCCACCACGAGCUGGACUCCAAGACGAUUGACCCUAAAGUUGCAUUUCCCCGACGAGCACAGCCUAAGAUGGUCACAAGAACAAAGAAAAUAUUUGUAGGUGGAUUAUCGGCUAAUACAGUAGUGGAAGACGUAAAGCAAUACUUUGAACAGUUUGGCAAGGUAGAGGACGCCAUGCUUAUGUUUGACAAGACGACCAACAGGCAUAGAGGAUUUGGCUUCGUAACUUUUGAAAAUGAAGACGUGGUGGAAAAAGUCUGUGAAAUUCAUUUCCACGAAAUCAAUAAUAAAAUGGUAGAAUGUAAGAAAGCACAACCUAAAGAAGUGAUGUUUCCACCAGGGACGAGAGGAAGGGCACGUGGAUUACCGUAUACCAUGGACGCUUUUAUGCUAGGGAUGGGAAUGUUGGGUUACCCAAAUUUUGUUGCAACGUAUGGCCGAGGAUAUCCUGGAUUUGCCCCAAGUUACAGCUAUCAGUUCCCAGGUUUUCCGGCAGCAGCUUAUGGACCAGUAGCAGCGGCAGCCGUGGCGGCAGCAAGAGGAUCAGGUAGGGGGGCCCGUGGAAGAGCAAACCCUCAGAGUGCAGGGUCAGUCUUGAAUAGCUACAGUGCUCAACCGAAUUUUGGCGCACCCGCUUCCCCGGCAGGCUCCAACCCAGCCCGACCCGGAGGCUUCCCCGGGGCCAACAGCCCAGGGCCCGUCGCGGAUCUCUACGGCACGGCCAGCCAGGACUCCGGCGUGGGUAACUACAUAAGCGCCGCCAGCCCGCAGCCGGGCUCCGGCUUCAGCCACGGGAUCGCCGGACCUUUGAUUGCAACGGCUUUUACAAAUGGAUACCAUUGAAACGUUACACAUGGUUGGUUGCCAUCUCACUUGGAGAGUCUCUCUGGAUGUCCGGGCAAGACGGGGCGAAGUUUCUGAACGGGCCCAUGUUUGGGUGAUCUCAUCAGACUUUGAGCACUACAUCAUCACCGAUAGCGCAAACAAACUGGAGGUGGCACUUGAUGGACUUGGGUUGUUUAAAAUCUCUCUCAUCAUCUCAUGAAUCUGCUGUACUAUAAAAACAACAGCUUUUAAAAGUAUGUAUAUAAAAUCCAUUUCUUGUUCGUUUUAUUUUCUCGAUGGGUUCCCCCCCCUCUUUUUAAACCUCUCCAAACCACAUUUUUUCGUAGCAUUUUGACAUAGUCUCGUAGCCACAUAGUUCUAAUUCUUUGUGUAUCUAGCAAGAGCCUAACCAUAGUGUAACUGUUUAUAUUAAGGGGUUUCUUUCGUUUUUCUUUCCCGCCUCCCCUCCUCCUCCCUUCUGUUUUAUGUAGUCGUUGUCGCUUAAAGGGUGCUGAGAUGGUGACAGGAGUCUCAGCCGCCGGUACCGGCUCUGCGGCCGCCGAGAGCGGCGGGGGGAGCAGAGCCGGCGGCGGGCACGGUUUCGGGGUGGCCUUGCAGGGCGCGGGGGGCACGGGUGAGCAGCAGGUUCUCUAGCCCUUCUUUUCGUUUGUGGCGUCUUCGUUAACCUAAUUCUAUCUAUUUUCGGCAAUAAGGCAAGGACUACAAACUUUUUGUGCGUCCUUUUUCUAUAAGUGCUUUUUUUUGUUGAAAGAGGUGAUAUAAGGUUUUUUGAAAUUGUGAAUUCUGAAAAAAAAAUAAAAAAAUACUGUAAAUACAAUUCCAUUAACUACAUAUAAACUAUUAAGAAAGAGAAAUACAAACCUAUUUUUGUGAUGGAGUCAGCCUAAGGCAGUUUCUCUAUGAAAAUGGAAGAAAAAAAAAAAAGAAAGUUGUAGACUUUUUGACCAACUGCCGGAGCUGGCCGCGGGAGUUCGGUGAUGCACACACUGCUCGGCUCCGUGGCGUGGUGGCCCUCCAGCUCUCCUAGCGUCAUACCAGCAUCUUCGCUCUCAGACGUGCACAGCUUACAAAGGAACAGUCUAGUGGUAUUUUUUUAAUUUAAAAACCUGCUUUUCCCAAGACUGAAAAAGAAGCUACGGUUUUCCUAUUUAACGCAUUUACGGUUCAAAGCACACCUUUAUGGUUGAUUCUUUUUUUUUUUUCUUUUUUUUUUCUUUUUUUUUUUCUUUUUUUUUUAGUUGUUGUUGUUUUAAACUAGAUCAACUUGCUGUCCAGUCAUUUCAGCUGCUCUGGGCGCCCUGCGCAGCCCGGGCGGAGGCGAGGUCCCUCCUCUGCGCUCGCCUGCUGCAGGCAGAGCGGCUUUAAAGCUUGCAUGGUUACCUUUUUUAUCCAUUACUUUCUGUAUUAACAAAUUAGGAAAGCAACUUUGGUUUUGGUUUUCUUUUCUUUUUUCUUUUUUUUUUUUUUCUUUUUUUUUUGGGAAUACCUCAGUGCUGCAAGUUUCACCCUAGAAGCAACGGAAGAUUUUAAUUUAUUGUAGUUGUAAACAGAAUUUUAAAAAAAAAAAAUAAAGUAUAAAACAUCAUUGCACUGUGACUGGUAGGGGAAAAACUGACAGUUUCCUAUUUGCACAUGUUUAAUAUUUGGCUGUUAUAUAUAUGGUCCUCUGUUGGGGGAGGAAACUUAUGAAGGAUAUUUUUUAAUUUAAUUUUUUUAAUAUUGGUAAAUAGGCCUGCAACAGCAAACUAGAAGUACAACAUGGUAGGUGGCAUUAAGAACAUACUGUAGUGUGGAUAUAUUUCUUCUUUUUUUAACGUAAUAUUGACAAGUUUUAUUAAUAUUUUUUUUAAAUUGUUACGUUUAUAAAUUUGGUACUUUAGGUACAGCCAGUAUAAGACACUGAAUGCGACAUUUGUUAAAAAGAGCUGCUGCACUCCUAUUUUUGUAAAUUUUACUAACAAGUAGACUAAUGUAGACGUUCAAUAGACAAGGUAGAGCAAGGCAUCUUUAACAAAAAACAAGGCACCAUACUGCUAACCGAAAGGAGAAAACCUUGUUUUUCUUGUUUUUAAAAAAGAAUCAUGCUUUUUUAUGUAAUAUUUUAGGUUUUUUUCUUAUUUCAGAACAACCAGGUUUAAGCAAAAUGCUGGACGCUUUUUAAAUAUUGAGACUUGAUCAAGUAAUAAAAUAAAUAAAACAAUUCUUUAAAAAAUAAAAACGAAAAAAAAACAACAAACCAAAUUCCCUGAAAUUCAAUGUACUGUCAGGGAAUUUUUUAUUGAUAUUUUGUCAAUGUUGAUGAUGUACUGUACUACCAGUUGGUUUUCCUCUCCAUUCCCUGUCACCUCAUAGAAUAUUCUUUGUUGAUCAUUGUUGUAUGUUAAUAGUGUAUAAAAUGGCUAUCUUGUAAGAGUGCUGUCCUGAUGCUAGUGUAGUGAAUUUUUCCCCCCCUCUUUCUCUCUUCCUCUUCUAGUACAUAUUGGUAGGUGUAUCGUAAUUAAGGUUAAAAAUUUAGAUGUAGUUAUUCAGAUUUAGGACCAGUAAGGAUAGAACUUUCUCUUAUUUAAGAAAAAAAAUGCUAAUAAUUUCGGGAAGGUUUUCCUUUUUUUUUUUUUUUUUCUUCUUCCUUCUUUCCUCUUUUCUUUGGUAUUUUUUUUUUCCUCUUGUUUUUUGGGGUUUUUUUUCUUUUGCUGAUCUGAUGCGGUUUCAACUAACCAAAGGUCUCACAAUGUUUAAAAUGCUGGCAAACUCCUAAGGCAUUUGUAGAUCCCCACCCUUGACUUUGAAAAGGGGAUGUGCCAUACUACCUUAAAUGCUAAUGCUAGAUAUGCAAAACUGGAUUUUUUUAAUUUAUUUUUUAAAAGAGGGAGGCACGGUAUAUUAAAACGAUUUUACUAAGAGAAAAAAAAAUAUUUUUUUAAGAAUGCUCAGAAGAAA